AUGAACUGUAGAGUAGAUGACCCCUAUUGAUUUGUGGGUCAUUUGAUCAAAGUUUAAAGACACAGGAACCUGCAGAGAAUAUCUGAGAUGCUUGAUGAACUGCAAAGCCUUUUGGCUCAGUUUAAAGCUUUGACAUCAGAGAUUUCCAAGGAGAAUGCAGUGUCAACUUCUAACUGGACAGACUAUCUGGAGAGAGGCAUCAAAUUGUGCGAGGCAUUACCUAAUUUGGAAUCUAUUAGUCCAGAGCAGUCUACACAGCUUGCAGAGAUAGAAAAUAUAGCAGUAGGACUAUGGAACCAGUCUGUAGCAUUAAAGACAAAGGGAAUGGUAUCUGUAAUAGCCAAUGCUAAGAUACGUCACAUUGCGUUCUGGAUGCUGGAGUUUUGUGGGCAAAGAUUUGAAAAUGAAACAAGUCUGAGGAGACAGAUAAUGAUGGGACUCAAAACUGGAAGAGCUUGGUUAGAUGGAAAUAUACCUGACUUUGCUGAUAAAGUUUUGUCAAAAUCAGAGAAGUGUAUCCAGAGAUUACAGAAGUUGGUGAUUGAUAAGAAAGCAGCAAGCGGAGGAACAGAAUCUGUAGAGAAAGAAAAACUUGAGGUUGAGCAAGAUCUCUUUACACUUCUCUGUUACUGGGCAGAAACAUAUGUGGCAUUAUCCAGAGCAGAGGAUGCCUUAGAGCAAAUGUUGAAGGCAAAGCAACUUCUACCCAAGUUUCCAAAGGAAGCAUCUUUCCUGUCUAUGCUAUGUUACAACACAGGAGUUGAACUUUAUCAACAUAAACUGUAUGCUGAGGCUGCAGUAUGGCUGAGAGAGAGUUAUGAACUUGGUAAAGGACAAAAGUCUAUAGGCCCAAAGAAUCAGGCUAGAACAUUACGAUUACUGUCCAAUGUAUACCUCGAGCACCAACCAGAGGAAAACUUACAGAAUGCAUUAAAUGCUAUCAGUCUAGCCAAUACUGAACAUUGCCAUCCUGCUGGUGUUUUCUUGAAGCUGAAGAUCCUGUUGCUCCAGAAUGCAGCUGAUAAUAUUGUAAAGAGAGCUUGUGAAGAAUUACUCACCAUCCAGGAAUUAACUGUAGACCUGAGUCUUCAUACAAUGCAGCUUGUUAAUCAGCAUAACAGGACAGAGCUGAUGCCCUGGUUAAUUGAAGAGUUGUUGAAGAGAUUUGAACACUCUCCUGACAUUGAUAAAUUACUAGUCACAAAUACAGAGGUUCUUCUUAGUUCUAGUAUGAAAAAGCAAGCCAAGGAAUUUGUUGAAUAUUGUAUAACAGCCCACCACACAGGAAGACCUCUUGAGUUGUCGGUUAAGAAGAGGUUCCAUGUUUUGUUCUGGGAACAGGCAGCAUCAGCCUUUGAGGCAGAAGACUUUGAGGAGGCAUUGCAAUGGUAUAAUUACUCUCUGAGCUUGUAUACCAAGGCAGACAUUGGAGAUUUGAACCUGGCCAAGCUGCACAGAAACAGAGCCAACUGCUUCAUUGCUACACAUCAACUGGAUCAGCCAAAUUUCAAGGAAACCCCCUGCCCCCAACAAGGUUUGGGUAAAAGCAUUUUAAGGGUGGCCAUCAGGAAAAAAUUUAAAGCAGCUCCUGAUAUACCCAAAUGA
Messenger RNA from Mercenaria mercenaria, 1605 nucleotides. RefSeq names its product testis-expressed protein 11-like. The record is from RefSeq and is a predicted model, not a curated record. Gene Ontology annotation, biological process: male meiosis chromosome segregation; synaptonemal complex assembly; meiotic cell cycle. Gene Ontology annotation, cellular component: central element. Gene Ontology annotation, molecular function: protein binding. The transcript has 17 exons. Lineage: Eukaryota; Metazoa; Mollusca; Bivalvia; Venerida; Veneridae. Bases 88 to 1605 code for a protein of 505 amino acids.